AUGCGUGAUCUCAGAGGCUUGGCUCCCAUCUUAGAAGACCUGUGUGCAAAAUAUGGAGAUAUCAUUCCUGAAUCCACUUUCCAACGUUCAGGGUUGAGGACUAUUUACGUCAACACGUUAUGCGAAAUGAUAAUGGGCAUGUGCACCACCAGGGUUUCUGACAUUUCAGAAGAGGAACUUUCCUUUUGGUGGAGACACUUGAAGACUCUUCAAUUUAUAGUGAAAAAAAAUAAUGAGGAUAUAGAUAGAGAGAUCAAAGAUGUUUCUCAAGAUAUAAAGGAAUUGGAAGCGAAGGUAGUGGCUCAAAAAGAAAAGUUGGUGGCACUCGAGGAGAUACGCAAGGGGAAAAAAAUUGAAGUGGCAGAGUUUUCUUGUCUUCAUGAAGUGGAAAUGUUUUCUUGCAUUGAUUCUGGGAUAUCCCAUAAAUUCUUCAUUCCCGUAUACUUAAAACAGAUGUGCAUUGCUUCUAGGGAAGUAGGAAAUUAUUACAUGGCAUAUAAACAUUUUAUAGAGAAGCUUGAUUCUAGCACCUAUUAUUCUUCUUUAACACUAUGGGAAGGGAAUGAAGAUGCUGUUAAUGAAUUGAAGAGGUUCUUUUCUUUCAGUGAAGAUGAGAAUAUAGAAUUAAAGGCAUUUUAG
Molecule: messenger RNA, 639 nt
Organism: Dovyalis caffra
Lineage: Eukaryota; Viridiplantae; Streptophyta; Magnoliopsida; Malpighiales; Salicaceae
Source: the annotation of a GenBank genome assembly